UCCUUACGAAUACGGUCUUACCUUGAUGGAUACCGUGAGCUCCUAGAACACCCUGUUGAGCAAAGGGUUCUGCAUGCUAUGAAGGCAGUUUCGUUUCCGCUCACUUUCUUUUUUUACUUUCUGAUGUGCUUCGUACCUUGACCGCCGUCCCUCCCUCGGGUUUUAGAGCAAAACCCCCCCGCCCUUAUCCGCGAUAUCCUGCUGAGCAGUGAAUAUUAUUAUUCAAUACAAACAGAUCCAACAACAAUGACGGCAAUAGAUCCGAGUAGCGAGACCCGGCAAUCACUCAUGGGCUCCAGCGAUCCCAUUGUAGCGCAUAGUCGUUAUUCAUCGCAACAUGCCUCGAUGUCGUGCGGUCCGGGCCCAGGCGGAGCUGAGAUUGCAGAUGAUUCCGGCCUUGGGCGCGCUGUUGCGAGACGUACAUUGGGUAUCUGUCUGCUUCUAUUUGUCGUCGUCCUGUGGACGGCGUCGAAUUUCCUGGCUAGUACUAUCUUCGCCGACAACACAUACUCGAAACCAUUCUUCCUGACCUAUGUCAACACGUCGCUCUUUAUCCUCCCGUUGAUCCCGAUCAUUACAAAGCGUUUCUGGGAGUUAUGGCGCACAGGCAGACUUUCGCAUAUCAAAUCGAUCCGGUCAUUGCUGGGUGAGCUCGAUUGGCAUGAUACCAAGGAGGAGGAACAUGGUUUCUACCAUGCAGUAGAUGACGACGAGAGAUUGGAAGGGGAGGGCAGUGAUGCUCGCCGUUGGAGUUUGCCGGAUCCAGAUGCCGUGCCUGGUUCCAGAGAGCAGAAUGGGAAGCUCGGCCUGAGGGCGACGGCGAGAUUGAGCUUUGAGUUCUGUCUGCUUUGGUUUAUGGCAAACUAUUUCGCUAUGGCUUGUCUGCAAUACACUACUGUAGGAAGUACCACCAUAUUGACUUCGACAAGCGGUGUCUGGACGCUCAUUUUCGGGGCCGUCAUUGGUGUCGAAAAGGUUACCCUUCGCAAGUUCUUCGGUGUCUUUGCGUCCCUAGUUGGAAUCAUUCUCAUCUCCCGCGUCGACCUGACCUCGUCCGAUGACCCUACUGCGCAGACGCCCAGCGAACCCAACCCGGGGUCAUUCCCGCAUAAAUCCCCAGGGGAGAUUGCUCUAGGGGAUGCAAUGGCAGCAUUCAGUGCGAUUGUAUACGGAAUCUACACGAUCGUGAUGAAAAAGCAGGUUGGCGACGAGUCGCGCGUAAAUAUGCAGCUGUUCUUCGGACUUGUGGGACUCUUCAAUACGUUUCUGCUCUGGCCGGGCUUCAUCAUCCUCCACUUUACAGGAAUCGAACGAUUCGCGUUCCCGGAUACCAAUCGCGUGUGGAUGAUCAUCUUGGUGAACUCCGUGACGUCCCUAACCUCCGACAUAUGUUGGGCCUACGCCAUGCUAUUAACCACACCACUCGUCGUCACCGUCGGUCUGAGCUUGACGAUCCCUCUAUCCCUUGUCGGCCAGAUUAUCCUCCAAGAUCAAUACGCCAGUCCGCUCUACUGGGUUGGCGCUGCUAUCGUUUUCUUAUCUUUCCUUCUCGUGAACCACGAGGCUGGAGAGCAAGCUGCCGAUACAGCAGCCGCUGCUACAACAUAUACCGCGGUUCCGGGAGAAGAUCGAGAAGAUCCAGAAGAUUUUAGAACAUGAGCCCCCCUUUUUUUUUUCUUCUUCUUCUUUUCUUUCCCGACGGCGCACUCGGUCCUUUUGUAUUAUUUUAUGUGCAGCGUGUUUGGCGUUUCUUGUUUGUGACUCCCACGAUACCUAGAACUAGUUAGCUAGCCUUCGUUUCUUUUUGUUGUUUUCUCAGAUCACACAACACAACAGGAGUUUAAAGUUAUCACAAAUUGUUGUUGUUGUUGUUGUUGUUGUUGUUGUUGU
Molecule: messenger RNA, 1890 nt
Organism: Paecilomyces variotii
Lineage: Eukaryota; Fungi; Ascomycota; Eurotiomycetes; Eurotiales; Thermoascaceae
Product: integral membrane protein
Exons: 5
Coding region: 247-1659 (470 amino acids)
Biological process (GO): regulation of peptide transport
Cellular component (GO): membrane
Source: RefSeq, a predicted model, not a curated record